AUGAGUGGAGAGAUGGGUGACACUGAGAAAGAAGUAGAACGAGGAAAACAAGAGAAACAAGAGAGGAACAAGAACAAGAGAGGGGGAGAAAACAAGAGGGAAAACAAGAGAGGGGGAAACAGAGGAAGGAAAACAAGAGAGAGGGGGAAACAAGAGGGAAGCAAGAGGGAACAGAGGGGGAAACAGGGGAAGCAAAGAGAGGGGGAACAAGAGAGGGAAACAAGAGGGGAAGAAACAAGGGGGAAAACAAGGAAAACAAGGAGGGGGAGAAAGAAAACAGAGAGGGAAACAGGAAAACAAGAGGAGAGGAAACAAGAGGAAACAAGAGAGAGAGAAACAAGGGGAAACAGAGGGGAAAGGAAACAAAGAGGAAAACAAAGGGGGAAAACAAGAGAGAAACAAGGGGGAAAACAAAGGGGAAAACAAGAAACAAAGAAAGAGGAAACAAGAGGGGGAAACAAGAGAGCAAGGGGGAACAGAGGAAACAAGAGGGGGAAACAAGAGAAACAAAGGGAAAAACAGAGAGGGAAAACAAGGGGGGAAAACAAGAGAGGAAACAAGAGAAACAAGAGGAAACAAGGAGGAAACAAGGGGGAAACAAGAGAGGGGGGAAACAGAGAGGGGGAAACAGAGAGGAGAACAAGAGGAAACAAGAGAGGGGAAACAAGAGAGGGGAAACAAGAGAGGGGAAAACAAGAGGGGGAAAACAGAAGAAGCAAGAGGGAAACAAGAAACAAGAGGAAACAAGAGAGGGGAAACAAGGAACAAGAGGGGACACAAGGGGGAAACAAGAGGGGGAAAACAAGAGAGGGGGGAAAACAAGAGAGGGAAAACAAGGGGGGAAAACAAGAGGGGGAAAACAGAGAGGAAACAAGAGAGGGGAAACAGAAACAAGAGACAGAGGAAACAAGGAAACAAGGGGGAAACAAGAGAGGAAACAAGAGAGGGAAACAAGAGAGCAAGAGGGGAAAACAAGAGGGGGGGAAAACAAGAGGGGAAACAAGGAAAACAAGAGAAAGGGGGAGAAAACAAGAAGAGGGGGAAAACAAGGAAAACGAGAGGGGAAAACAAGGGGGAAACGAGAGGCAAGAGAGGGAAACAGAGAGGGGAGAAACAAGAGAAAAGGGGAAACAAGAGGGAAACAAGAGGAAACAAGGGGGAAAACAAGAGAGGGAAAACAAAGAGGAAACAAGAGAGGGGAAAACAAGAGGGGAAACAAGAGAAAACAAGAGGGAAAACAAGAGGGGAAACAAGAGAGGGAGAGAAAACAAGGAAUUAGGAGACAAAGUUAGCAUACAGAGUCCUCGUGAACCUGGAGCCAACACACCUAGCUGGAAUCUCAAACAUUAUGAUAUUAACAGCGACGGUACACAAAAAAAAUUGACUUAA
Molecule: messenger RNA, 1389 nt
Organism: Homarus americanus (American lobster)
Lineage: Eukaryota; Metazoa; Arthropoda; Malacostraca; Decapoda; Nephropidae
Product: spore wall protein 2-like
Source: RefSeq, a predicted model, not a curated record